This is a messenger RNA of Scomber scombrus (Atlantic mackerel), 2701 nucleotides long. Its product is annotated as RING finger protein 11-like. NCBI's taxonomy places the organism in Eukaryota, Metazoa, Chordata, Actinopteri, Scombriformes, Scombridae. The coding region runs from base 519 to 983 and encodes 154 amino acids. The record is from RefSeq and is a predicted model, not a curated record. The transcript is spliced from 3 exons.
CCUGUCCUCCGGUGGAAGAAAAAAGAGCUAGCAAGGUAGCAAACUGUUUAAUAUCACUCACCAAGUUAAAACGCGGAAAUGUCGCCAGUGUCCGACAUUCAGACCGUGCAGCCUUACAGCCACAGUCGCCACUGAAGUAGAUAUUUGACUGAAAUCUUGAUUCCUACGAAGGAAUGAGCGACACUUUUCAAGGAAGUCGCGCAGCUGGCUAGCGAAAAAGUAGCUAGCUUGGCUGCUAGCUGGCUUUAGCAGGAGUUCUUUGUUUUGUAUUUCAGCUGGAUGUCGGUAAACAUGAAGAAAAACUAGAGGGGACACUUCCUUGAGCAUUUGAGCGUUUAACCAGGAGCUUUUAUAAACAUGCACACUGUUUCUUUAGCAGCUGGUAGAAGAAGUGAACAUUAAUUGUUUCUGAGUUGCCAGAAAAACACAACUAAGCAGCAAAAACCCGAACGCAACUUUAGCAACAAAGAUCUUCAUUAUUAACGCCAGCCAGGACCGGACGGGGACAACACGAAGAUAUGGGCAAUUGUCUCAAGUCUCCGACAUCCGACGACAUCUCUCUGCUUCAUGAUUCCCAGUCAGACAGGGCGAGUUUCGGGGACGGGACAGAUCCAGACCUGGAGCCUCCUCCACCCUACCAGGAGCAGGCUCACAUGCCGAUGUACCAUCCUACGCCCAGUCAGGCCCGUCUGGCCACCCAGCUGACAGAGGAGGAGCAGAUCCGCAUAGCUCAGCGCAUUGGCCUGAUCCAGCACUUGCCCAAGGGCGUUUAUGAUGGAGGGCAAGACGGCUCUGAGAAAAAGAUCAGAGAAUGCGUGAUCUGUAUGCUGGACUUUGUGUACGGGGACCCUAUCCGGUUCCUGCCAUGUAUGCAUAUCUACCACAUGGACUGUAUAGACGACUGGCUGAUGAGAUCCUUCACCUGCCCCUCCUGCAUGGAGCCCGUGGAUGCUGCCCUGCUCUCCACCUACGAGACCAACUGAUUUUUCACCCUUCCUCCCCCCCGUGCUUAGAUCAGCAUGGCCCCUCCAGCUCCAAACCCACACACAAACCCAACAACUGCCCUCUUAAACAGUGAGAGGAGCUGAAAAAUUAUGUUGGAUGUUGUCUUGCACUUUCAAAAAUGUCAAAAUCCACUCACCUAAUGUUGGCCUUCCAUGCCCCCUGGUCUGGCAUUAAAUAAGCUGGUCUUAAACAUCAACACUAGUCAGUAAGAAACAGUUUCCAGACAACCCUGCAUGACUGUGUUUGUGUGUGUUUGUUGUGCUGAAGCAGUGUCCAGUGUCGUGUUAUGUGGAGAGCACGUGGGAUUUGUGUGUCUGUGAGCGGUUUGGUGACUGUGCAUUCCCACUUGAGCUGGUCUCAGUGGUGUUACUUUCCAGCCGACCCCAGUUCACCUCCAUUCCCACUUACUCGUCAUCUAAAUGGACAAUUAGGUUAACAAAUUAUUGACCAAACUGCAGAGAGAUUGCAAAGACUUCCUCAACAUUUUGAUCUCCAUUAACACACACUCUCAUGUUAAAAUGGCCCUACACUUGGAGAUAUGGGAAUACACAAGUGAAGCUGGCACUGUUCGUGUUAAAUAAUAAAGAAGAAAUUUAGCUUUUUUCUGCCCAAUUGGCCAGAAUUACACAAAAAUAUGUGCACACGCUGCAGGUUUCACCCAAAGUUUUUAAAUACACAGGCUGUAUGAUAUCUGUCUUUGGUUGCUCUAAAAUGGCCAGGAAAAAAAUAACGUUUUGUGUUGAAAGAGGAAACCAUUGUUGUGUAACGUGAAUGUUUCACCAGACAGUGUGUAAAGUAGCUGGCAGCCAAUGUAAAGGGCUCAUUUGUGCAUGGGCAGGUGGAUCAGUCAGUAAAAGAAAAUAGAAAUGCUUGCACACUUUCAUCUGAUCCAGAGAUUUGCACUUUACUUAUAGGACAGUAUCUAAAACAAUAUAUUAAUAUAUGUACCUUAUAACCUUGCACUAUCAAUACUUCAUUCCUGUUUUUUCCUGAGAUGCAAAAGUUAUAUAGCUGAGGAAGAUAUUUUCAAAGCUGUCAGUAGUUACUUAUCACAUUACAGUAAGUCUGGAGAUGUAUUUCAUGAAAUCUGUGAUUCAGUAGUGUGAGCCUCUGCUUCGCUCUGCUUGAUUUGACUUGUGUGUUUUUGUGUGGAAGUGAAGGGACAGAGGCUUGCUCCGGUUUGAGAACGGCGAGGCAAGACGUAAGGUGAAUUUUAAGAUGUUUAAUUUUGAAUCUACAAAAAUACAAUGUCACUUUCUUUAUUUUACAUCACUUUUUUUGUUUUAUUACACAAUGAUUGAUGGUUUUUUGUUGCUUUAUUUCCAUUCAUUGUAGCAGUAGUUACAAGGAAAUGUUUGGUGAUAGUGUGGCUGUCUGUUACUGUCUGUUUUACCUUCAUAUUUUUUGUGACAUUUGUGUAAACUUAAUUGUGUACUUGGGACAGUAUAGCUGUUACACUGGUUGAAGCCUGAUUGUGCAAACCUCUGCCCCAACUGAAUUUCAGAGUGUGAGAGUUUUAAAUGAGAUAUCAUGUUUUCCAUUGAGCUUUCCUUUGCUGUUUUUCAAUUUAAGUUUAAACCUAUCCUGAAAAUUAAUAUUUCCUGUAAUCUUGUUUUAUUUCUUUUUUUGUUUGUUUCCUUUUAAUUUUUGGAAGGCUAACAAGCCCUCAUGUAAAAAAAUAAAUGAGGAAAAAAUA